AUGUCCCUCGCGCAGCCUUCGCAGCUGUCGCAGCUGUCGCAGCUGUCGCAGCUGCUCCCCCUUCCAGAGGAAGAGCUCCAACAGGUUCUGCAAUAUGCCUCGACGCUUUCGAAACCGGACGCCGCCACGCACUUCAGCAACCUGCUAGGCGACUCGCCAUUGGCCGUGGACUUUAUUGCAUCUUUCAACUCGCAUGGAAGAGAACCGCCCGCCCAGGUCCCGACCGCACACCAAAGUGAGAUCGAAGCCGUGCCAAAGGCGAAGAGGGCGCCAAAGAAGAAAAAACCGGCCAUCCAUGUGCCGCAAGCGAGAAAGGUGGACGAAUACGCUGGCCCGGCAAGCAAGGCAUAUAGCAAGACGGAUUCGGAUUUUGAGUACAUUCCUCGGCGUGCAGGCACGCCGAGCGGCAGCAAUCCCGCCUCCAGAGCAGCAGGGACACCGCCGGUUCAGCAGCAGCCACAGACAAAGCCGAAGCAGCAUGCGCCAUCGGCGGGAUAUCUCAUCUCGGACGGCCCGCCAAAGGCCAAUGCCAAGGUCAAGGCCGCGCCCAGGGCCGCCUCAACCCCGGAGCCACCAGCCGAAGGCGCCGUGGCCAAAGUAUCGAUAGCAGGCGGCACCCCCAUGGCCGGACAGUCGGCUGCUCUCGCGGAUCUGGACGCCGCCAUUCGAGCCUUGGAAAUCACCACAAACCCCACGCUGGACAAUGGAAAGCGGCAAAGGUGCAACUGUGUGGCAAAAAGGCAUCCCCUUCAGGCAGCGGCGCCCAACUGCCUGUCCUGUGGCAAGGUUGUAUGCAUGAGAGAGGGAUUAGGCCGCUGCACGUUUUGCGCGUCCCCCUUGCUAAACCCGGCCCAAGUUCAGGCAAUGGUGAGGGAGCUCAAGGAUGAGCGAGGAAGAGAGAAGAUGGCAGCCAACGCAGCAUCGCAUCGAAGAGCCGAGGUAGCCAAGAAGCCGCCGCCUUUUACGACGGCACGAGGAGGAGGAGGUGGUGCUGACGCCUCUUCCUCCUCCUCUGGCGAAUCACUGACCGAGGCUGCCGCCAAGGCCCGAGAGCAUCGCGACAAGCUGCUCAACUUUCAGGCGCAAAACGCGAGACGCACAACGGUGCGCGACGAGGCUGCGGAUUUCGACGUCUCUGGUGCCAUGACUGGUUCGGGGAGCAUGUGGGCCAGCCCGGAAGAGAGGGCCAAGGAGCUCAAGCGCCAGCAAAGGCUCCUGCGAGAGAUGGAAUGGAACGCGCGGCCAGACUACGAGAAGCGACAGCAGGUGAUGAGCAUUGACCUCGCCGGGCGCAAGGUGGUUCGAAAGAUGGCUGCCAUGGAAAGACCGGUUACCCCCGAUGACUCUGACGGCGAGGCCGACCACCAAGGUGUCCUCGAGGAGAGGUCAGGCACCGCAAGCCAAACGGGCCGCAAGGCUGGAGGAGCGUUCAGCGGCAACCCACUACUGGGGGCCCUGCUAAGGCCUGUUUUCCGGGCAAGCGGCAAGGAACAGGACGCCGAUGCGGCCAGCACUCGACAACAAGGCAAAACACGCUGGAGGCGAGUGCAGGACGACUUGGACGACAACGAGGGCGUCAUUCUUGACGGAGGCGCACGUGGCCACACAAGGAGGGGUGUGGGCGUAGGGGGUAACAUGGACGAGCCGACGACCUGUGGUUAG
Ustilaginoidea virens is the source of this 1662-nucleotide messenger RNA. RefSeq lists its product as uncharacterized. The record is from RefSeq and is a predicted model, not a curated record. NCBI's taxonomy places the organism in Eukaryota, Fungi, Ascomycota, Sordariomycetes, Hypocreales, Clavicipitaceae. Gene Ontology annotation, biological process: regulation of DNA-templated transcription. Gene Ontology annotation, molecular function: zinc ion binding. Bases 1 to 1662 code for a protein of 553 amino acids. The transcript has a single exon. Gene Ontology annotation, cellular component: nucleus.